ACGGGUAAGUUAGUAUCCAAGCCCACAGCCUAUUUUCAGUAUUUUGAGAUAGAGAGAGACGCAUCACAACUUCACAAGCAAUUCCACGAUUCAAGCAUCAGAGUAGAUCGAAAACCAAAGCUCCGAUACUUCUUUUUUCGUUGACGAAAAUAGAUAGAAAGAAAGGUGGAGGUUGCCAAGAACAAGAGGGAGAGCAGACGCCGGGCUAGGGUUCGGAACCCUAGCCCCCGGCCCUAUUUGCGAUGGAAUAGCCACGUUGUACCCCAAAGAGCAUAGACGAGGAGAGAAACAAUAAAUAACUACGGCCUGGAGUCGCGAUCUGAUGACAACUGUUUAGCAGUGAGUCCAUCGCCAAUGCCUGAAAAUCAAGAAUCCAUGGUUGUUUGUUGGUGUAAUCUGCAAAUCAAAGUGAUUGUCGGCAUUAUCGGGCUACUUUUCAUGGGAAAGCUGCUUGAACCAAUGAGGGAAUUUAUGAGGGAAUUUCUGAAGUUUAUCUUCAUUGUGAAGUUCCCGACUCCCGUCUGUAUUUUCAUUACAACUAUAUUAUUGUAUUACAUACAAGACAUGAAAACUACAUGUAACUCCUGUAAGUUAUGUAUAAUCCUUUAUAUGGCUUAAAAUAUUAUUUUAGACAUAUUUCAUACUUUAGCUUUUUCUUGGUUUCUAGUUUUUAUAUUCUAUCCAUUCUCAUUAACUAUUGUGCUUAAAAAAUACUAUAUAGACAAAUCAACUUGGUUUGUCAUUGUGUUAAAUAUAUUUUAUUCUAAUUGGACAUGACCUUACUGUCUCAUAUUCUCUAUUGACAUGCAUUCUCUUCUACAUUCCAUUAAUGCCUCUCAAUAUGACUUGAUAUUCUACGUUUACUCCACUGAUGCAUUUCAAGUGUGAACCUAAGUAUUUUCUUAAUUUUCUAUUCCUUUCAAACCUCUUCAACAAUUAUCUACCUACUUCCGACUUUGAAGGGGUACUUUAUGAUUCCUUAGUUGGCAUCAAGCAAAUCAUGCUUGAUGAACAUUAUGUUUUUUACUUGUUAACGAACAAAGUGAUGUUUCUAACUCUCUCUCCUUGUUAGGGGUGUAUGCAGUGAGGAUGAUGAGGAUAGUAAUAUUGACAAUGGCUAUUGUGAAGAUGACAUUGACAAUGAUGAUUGCAACAACAAUGAGUAUGGAGAGGUGACUUCUUUCCUCUCUAUUAACUCUCAGAAUUCCUGGUUUUUGAGAGAUUAAAUAUUCAGUUUAUUUCUCCUUCCUUUAACAUAAGCGUGAGAGUAUUUAGAGCUUGUGUCACCCUCUUUUAACCAUUUAAUGAUUUCUUUUUUAUGGCCACAACCCAACAAGAGUACGUCUUGCAUUAGCCAAGUUGGAACUAACAUACCAGAGUGAACUAACAUAAUUUAAUCUUUUGAUGAUUUCUUUUCUGCUGACAGAUUCCAUUCUAGAAUAUGCUGUCUCUAUGUAACCCUUGGUCUUGAGUACGACAUAUCAACAAUGUUGGAAAAGUAGUUCCAGAUUUUCUUUUCCCUACCACACUAGAGAAGUGUAUGUUUAUUUUCCUCUUUAGCAGUCUUGCAAAAUUGACACUAAGUCACUAAGUGUAAGCCAAUCUUUCUUACAUUUUUAGGAAAGGCAGUAUCUCAUUGUUUAUUUUUCAAAAAACACAUCUUUAUUUCAGCGAUAUGCAGAUAGUUCCAAUUGUAUUUGGUACUCAACUGGAUUGUGUGAUGUUCUCUUAUUAGUUGGUGCUCAGGUUAGUCUAUCUUUUUAAUUUUAUACAAUGAUAAAUAUGUGUGACUGAGAUUGAUUGUGAAACUAAUUUUUUGGGUUCUUAUAGUGAAAAUAAGACAUGCAUUAAUUUUAAUAUGGCUACUGAUUAUUAGUUUAUUUGUUGGAUUUUGGUUUCUAAAUGUAUGGCUUUGCUUGAUUGUGUGAUGUUCUCUAUUUUAGGUUUGAGAGAAUGCAGAUCUCUGUACAAUUAUUUAAAUGAUGAAAUAGUGUGCUAUACACUCAUGAGUCAUGACAUAUGGUAUUGGAAAUAUAUCACUAAUGCAUAGAACCAGACAUAUCCAAUCGAGUAUUAAUAUGCACUGUUUUUAGGCCUCAAGUUGUUGCAAAGCAUAUAGUUGCUGUUGGCACCAACCUUGUAUUUAAAUUUAUUCUUUAUUUUUAACUAUGAAUUAUCUCUUGAAACAAUAUCUACCUCUAUUACUUGCUUGGAAGAGGCUCAAUAUGAUCACCGUGCAAAAACAUAAAGAAUGAAGCAGAGAUUAACUAGAAGAUGAUGAAAUCAUCCCAUGGUUAAGGAUUUGCACUGUGAAAUUGACCAACGGAUGCAAGGUCAAGAUAAAGACUCAUACACUCGUUUAGAUAGAGAUUAAUGAAGGUCAAGUAGAGUGGGAGGAGGUGGUUGAUUCAUACUUGCAGCAGAUUUUGAUCAUAUAACUCGCUACUAUUUUCAAGUUAAAAAUAUGAGGUCUAUAUUGUAUAAUUGAAAGACUUGUAUUCUACAAAGUAUUUGUCAAUUAAAAUGAUGAUAUGAAGAAUUGUAUUACAUUUGUGGAGACACAAUGUUUGUAUUUUAUAGUAAAAAGAGGAUAUAAAU
Cuscuta campestris is the source of this 2598-nucleotide messenger RNA. The record is from the annotation of a GenBank genome assembly. Lineage: Eukaryota; Viridiplantae; Streptophyta; Magnoliopsida; Solanales; Convolvulaceae.